GUGUUUUUGUCUUGUUUAUUUACCUCCGAACUGAAGAUUAUUUCUGAUAUCCCAGUAAAAAAUCAAUUUUUAUUGAAUUUGUGUGAAAAAUAGUUGAAAAUUAAUCAUGAAACCCUCAUCUGGUAAAGGCGCAAACAUGCACGUUCCGAAGAAACUAACCGAGCGGCAAAAGAUCGAACGGAAAGAGAUGAAACGGAAGAAAAAGCAGGACCGUCUGCUGAAACGAGUACAGCGUGAAUUUGAACAAGUCGAACGCGAUAAAGCCGCUGAAGUUGAGGUCAAGGUAGAAGCGGUUCCGGCAGCGGAACUAGUUUCUACUCUGAGCAUUGCCGUCCCUGGCUCGAUACUGGACAAUGCCCAGUCGCCGGAACUGCGUACGUACCUGGCGGGGCAGAUCGCCAGGGCCGCUUGCAUCUUCCAGGUAGACGAAGUGGUGGUCUUUGACGAUUGCGGAACCGGCAAUCAGGCGACGGAAAAAUUGGGAACUGUCGAUACGUCCGAGGGAAGCACAUCGGCCCGUCGCUGCUGCGUCCAGUUGGCUCGGAUACUGCAAUAUCUCGAGUGCCCUCAAUAUUUGAGGAAAUUUUUCUUCCCAAUCCACAACGACCUCAAAUUUUGUGGUUUGCUCAGUCCGCUCGAUUCCCAGCACCAUUUGCGCCAAGCGAGUGAAUUCCAGUUUCGUGAGGGAAUCGUUACUAACAAACCGACCAAAAACGAUAAAUCCUCCUUCGUGAACGUGGGCUUGCUGAACGACGUCCUGGUAGAUACACAUCUGGACCCGGGAGUGCGAGUCACGGUGAAAAUGCCACCGGGGGUGGAUCUGAAAUCGAAGAAGAUCCGAGCAAAAGUUGUACCUCCGGCGCAGCCACGCCAGGAAACCGGAAUCUACUGGGGUUACACCGUGAGGAUUGCCAAUUCCCUGUCACAGGUGUUCACCAAGAGUCCCUACAAGGGUGGAUAUGACAUGACGAUCGGUACAUCCGACACGGGUACCAACGUCCAAGAACUGGAACCGCAAAGCCUUAAGUACAAACACGCCCUCGUGGUAUUUGGGGGAGUGCUGGGUCUGGAACCGGCUCUGGACAACGACAACAAGCUCAACGUCGACAGCGUCGAGCAGUUGUUUGACCAAUAUUUGAACACGGUUCCACGUCAGGGAUCGAGAACCGUUCGAACGGAGGAAGCCAUUCUGAUCUCGUUGGCAGCCCUGGGAGAGAAGCUUGAUCCGACGGUCAAGCCGAAGGAAUUCACCAGUUUUGAAGCGAUUCCUCAAAGCCAGGAUACCGGAAUUCAGCAAUAUGCUUUCAACGAGAAGAAACGGAAGCAACCGCCGCCAGUCGUAGAAUCAGUUACGCUGCCAGAACCACCGCAAAAUGUGGAAGCCACAUCGGCGUCUGAUGAUGAUAUGUCCAGGUUUGAUUGAAUCCAAUGAGUAAGUACACAGAAUUUCAAAUUUCUAUAUUAUUCAA
This is a messenger RNA of Aedes aegypti (yellow fever mosquito), 1469 nucleotides long. Its product is annotated as putative methyltransferase C9orf114. Lineage: Eukaryota; Metazoa; Arthropoda; Insecta; Diptera; Culicidae. The transcript has 2 exons. The coding region runs from base 107 to 1423 and encodes 438 amino acids. The record is from RefSeq and is a predicted model, not a curated record.